Messenger RNA from Dipodomys ordii (Ord's kangaroo rat), 1750 nucleotides. It is a transcript of the gene Dorip1, whose product is annotated as chromosome unknown open reading frame, human C14orf28. Bases 55 to 987 code for a protein of 310 amino acids. NCBI's taxonomy places the organism in Eukaryota, Metazoa, Chordata, Mammalia, Rodentia, Heteromyidae. The transcript is spliced from 5 exons. The record is from RefSeq and is a predicted model, not a curated record.
AGCUGCCCUUCAUUUGGUCACAUCUAAAGGAUAGUUUGAAGAACAAUACCGAAGAUGAAGACGCUGUUUGAAGAGAUCAAAGCAUCAAUUAAAAAUAACUAUAACCAAGAUCGAUCAUUUUGGAGGCCUGUUCUUCCUUGGGGAGGUGUUUUUACUAUCAAAGCUGGCCGCAAAGCAGUAUCCUGUACACCACUCUAUGUUGAAAUAAGACUGAAAAAUACCUGCACUAUAGAUGGGUUCUUGAUGUUAUUGUAUGUCAUUCUGAAUGAAAAUGAAAACUUCCCCAGGGAACUCUCUCUUCAUUUUGGUAGAGAGUUUGUAGACUGUUUUCUCUAUUUAAUGGACACCUACAGUUUUACAACUGUGAAGCUACUUUGGAUUUGGGACAAAAUGGAAAAACAGCAAUACAAAUCUGAAGUUCAUAAAGCUUCAUUAAUAAUUGAUUUGUUUGGGAAUGAGCAUGAUAAUUUUACAAAAAAUCUUGAAAAUCUCAUGUCUACCAUUCAAGAGAGUUACUGUUCCAACUGGCGGUGCCCUACUCGAGUGCAGGAAGACCAACAGCGCACAAUUAGUAUCAAUCCUCCCCAAGAAAUCCCACAUGGAAACUUGAUACGACUGGCUGUGGAUGAGUUAUUCUGUUCCAGGAUCGAACUAUGUGAAGAGCUUGGGUGUGGUGGCUUAAGAGAAUUUUCCCAGAGAGUUUUUUGCCAUGGGGCACCACCUUUCGUUGUCUUAAAUAUGCAGCACUGGAAGUCUGAAGAUCUGGCAUAUGUACCCUAUUACUUGGAUUUAUCUGAUCACAAGUAUUUGUUGGAAGGUGCCACAUUAUUUAACAAAGAGGAACACCAUUAUUCUGCAGCAUUCCAGAUUGAUGGACAUUGGAUGCACUAUGAUGGUCUCAGAAAUGUGAAUUUAAUUUUGUUAAAUAAACCCCCAGAGUUUCUCCUCUUGUCAUCAUUGGUUUAUAUUCGAGCAACAGAGAAAUAAAUAUAGACUGAUGCGAAAUUAAAUUGUUUGCCCGCCUGCCCAUGCUCCCCAAGAUGAAGGGCUUUUAUAUUGUAUAUACUUGGUAUCCAAGGAAACAGUUAAACUAUAUUAGUUUCAGAGGUGUAUUUUCCAGUGUUUAGCCCUAGGUAAAUGUUUUAUAUAGAAGACCUAUGCAAAAAUGUUUGUAUUUCUUUUUUAUAUUUCUUGGGUUAUUUUUAUACAAGCAUAUUUUAUGUUGGAAUAAAAUAAAUCUUGUGGCCUUUGUAUUUUUUAAAUUUAUAUAUAUAUAUAUAUAUAUACCUCAGAGACUUUUACAAUUCUAUCAUUGAAUCCAAAAAAACACUUUGUCAUAUGAAUUUCAAAUUUUUAGUUUUAAGUUAUCCAAGCAAAACCUGGUAUUUUAUUUAUCUGACUGUAUUUUUUUUUUGCUUACCUCACUAUUAUACAAAGUGUACUGUCAGAAUGGGUAUAGAUUUUGAAUGUACCAGUUACAGAUGGCUUGGUUUAUUUUAUCCAGUGCUUUGACUAGUUUCCUUGCAGCAGUUUAAAAAGUAUUUAUGUGAGAAGUUUUCUAGACUUAAAUUAUUUCUUUAUAAUGGGAUACUACUGUAACUACUUGCUACAAUAUUACAAACUUGUCAAUGGAUUUCAAGUGUUAACUUAGCUUCCAAUCUUAGAGUUAUUGUUUUAAAUAAAUAUCCAAAAUAUUUAUCUUCUAAUUAUAUGCAAUAGAAAUUCUACAAUAGAAUGUUAUUUUUGCAGA